CCCACCAGGCCCGCGCGCCUACGUUCCGCCGAGCCCCGCGCAACCGGAAGUGGCCGGGCCCUAGGCGGAGGGACCGGGCGAAGCGGAAAUCACUCCUGAGGCAGUGGCGACGGCGAGAGGAUGAACAACAAGUUCGACGCAUUGAAAGACGAUGACAGUGGGGACCAUGACCAGAAUGAAGAAAACAGCACACAGAAAGAUGGUGAGAAGGAAAAAACGGAACGAGACAAAGGUCAGAGCAGCAGCAAGAGGAAGGCUGUUGUCCCCGGACCAGCAGAGCACCCCCUGCAGUACAACUACACGUUCUGGUACUCCAGGAGGACGCCUGGCCGGCCCACCAGCUCGCAGAGCUACGAGCAGAACAUCAAACAGAUCGGCACCUUUGCCUCUGUGGAGCAGUUCUGGAGGUUUUACAGCCACAUGGUGCGUCCCGGGGACCUGACCGGCCACAGCGACUUCCAUCUCUUCAAAGAGGGAAUCAAACCCAUGUGGGAGGAUGAUGCAAAUAAAAAUGGUGGCAAGUGGAUUAUUCGGCUACGGAAGGGCUUGGCGUCCCGUUGCUGGGAGAACCUCAUCCUGGCCAUGUUGGGGGAACAGUUCAUGGUUGGGGAGGAGAUCUGUGGGGCUGUGGUCUCUGUCCGGUUCCAGGAGGACAUUAUUUCCAUAUGGAACAAGACUGCCAGCGACCAAGCAACCACAGCCCGAAUCCGGGACACGCUUCGGCGAGUGCUUAACCUACCUCCCAACACCAUUAUGGAAUACAAAACCCACACCGACAGCAUCAAGGCCUGGGAGGAGUUUCAUGGCCUGGUGAACAGCAGCGGCCGCUGAUCGGACGCUCCCCUCUGUCUCUCACACUCAGGGGACAACUCCAGCUUUCGAAACACAAAAAUCACCUUGUGAACGUGCACGGGCUGGCAGUGAUCCCCUCCUGUGUGUGUGUUGCCGGAGCGGACGGGGGUCUGUGGCUGGCCCUCCCUCUGCCCCCCUCGGAAGGGCGUCCCUGAGCGGCCUGCUCCCUUUUGCACUCGUCCCCGGAGGACGGACCCGCCAGACGCCCUCUAGCAGCGCCGACCUUGUAAAGCGGAAGAAUGGCAAACGUGACUCUGUAACAGACACACUUUUCUUGUGGGUUUCUGUGGGGGCGGUCCAGCCUUUCCUUUUGCCGCGUGCUGCCCGGGCGCCUCCCGGGCCUCCUGCCGUGCUCCGCUCUGCUGUACGAAGGCGCUGCGGCCGCGGGUGCCCGCCGGAGCUGUGGACUGGGGGCUGUCAGUGUUAGGGACGCCUGUGCGCCCAGGAAGCACUGUGUGUCGCCGAGUCCCGGGGUAGCUGUAAAUGCUCUCUUCUAGCUUUGCCAUUAAAUUAUUGGGACGUUUUGUUUA
Phyllostomus hastatus (greater spear-nosed bat) is the source of this 1382-nucleotide messenger RNA. It is a transcript of the gene EIF4E2, whose product is annotated as eukaryotic translation initiation factor 4E family member 2. The transcript is spliced from 8 exons. NCBI's taxonomy places the organism in Eukaryota, Metazoa, Chordata, Mammalia, Chiroptera, Phyllostomidae. Gene Ontology annotation, biological process: translational initiation. Bases 121 to 831 code for a protein of 236 amino acids. The record is from RefSeq and is a predicted model, not a curated record. Gene Ontology annotation, molecular function: translation initiation factor activity; RNA 7-methylguanosine cap binding. Gene Ontology annotation, cellular component: cytoplasm; eukaryotic translation initiation factor 4F complex.